Molecule: messenger RNA, 966 nt
Organism: Macrosiphum euphorbiae (potato aphid)
Lineage: Eukaryota; Metazoa; Arthropoda; Insecta; Hemiptera; Aphididae
Source: the annotation of a GenBank genome assembly
AUGGACGUGGAACAGAUGCCAGUAAUGGAAACGAAGGAAAAGUUCCUGUGGAAGGCAAAGCUAGCGCAAGAGGCGAACCGAUUCGAGGACAUGGCCCGGUACAUGAGGCAGGUGGCUGAGUGUGGGGCACCCAUGACCAAGGACGAGGACAACAUGCUGGCGGCGGCGUACAAGCACGUGCUGGACACUAAACGCUCGUCCAGGCGGACGCUGGUGACGGUCGAGCAGAAGGACGGCAUCACGUCGUGGGAGGCCACGGUGGCGCGCCAUUAUCGCGCGCGCAUCGACGAAGAGUUGCGCGCGCUGUGCACCGAGGUGCUGACAGUGGUCGACAGCUGGCUGACGUCCGACCAGCCGGAGGCCUCGGACCCAGCCACCGGCGUUUUCUACUGGAAGCUGAGCGCCGACUACCACCGGUACGCGGCCGAGGUGAUCGAAGACCCUGGCGACCGAGCCGAGGUGGUGGCCAUGUCCAAGGCCGCCUACGAGCGAGCCGACCGGUUGGGCCGGAAAAACCUCCGGCCCAUCGAUCCGAUCCGGCUCGGGCUCAUGCUCAACUACUCCGUGUUUCUGUAUCAGGUGUGCCAACAGCGCCGGCAGGGCCACGACGUGGCCAAGCACGCGUUCGACGAGGCCGUGGCCGAGAUAGACGCCAUCGAUGAUUCCAUGUACGACGACUCGACGCUCAUCCUGCGACUUAUCCGUGACAACCUGACCAUAUGGAUACAAGAGAACGGCGGUGAGUCGUAUGCAGGGACCGCCGAAGACCAGGCAGCUGCAGCGCCCGUUGCACAGGCUGUCGUUAGAGAAGACCUGCUUGCGGUGGAGGACCGAGUGCAGACAGACCUAGUGGCUACGGCCGCGGUCACCACGCCAUCGAUCCUGCUGUCACUGUCAUCAUCGACCGGCACCGUCGAAUCGCAGUCUGACCGCGAUCGCCAGUCGUUGCAGGACAACGUGAAUUAG